AUGUCAUCCACUCUGUAUCAGCGAUCGUAUCUUCCCAAUUCCGGGCGUCAAGUGCUAGGCAAUGUGAACGAGAACGAUUCAUCAAGUUUCGAUGGGAGCAAAAUUGAUCAAGUGAAUGCCUUGCUCGAAGAUUUGGACGGCAAAUUCGACAACAUCUGCAGCGUCCUCAAGGCCGAAUUGAAUCAGCACAAAUGUCAGCAAGAAGAAAUUCUUUCCACGGAACUUGUCAAGCUACCGAGAUCAAUCAAGCAAAUGACAGUGAAAGACUUUAAUGAAUCACACGGCUGUGAUUUGCUGGCCAUUCUCAAGAGCAAGGACGGAGUCAUCCCAUCCAGCAAUACGAACUUAAUCCCUAUGAAGCGAGCCUUCAAUUCAGUGAUGUCAACUCCUUCUAUCCGACCUAGCAAUCCUGCUUUGCAAGGAUCAGUAUUGCGCACAGUCAGAAAGGGAGAAGGAAUUUACUCUCAAAAUGGAUCACCACUGGAGAGUUUUGAAAAGGGAUCCGUUAUCGCCACAGUUUCCAAGAAGAGACGAGGAAAUGAAAGUGAAAGCGCAAGUUUUGAGAUCAGUGUGGGAGAUGGAAAAUUCAUCUCUCUUACUGAUCCAUCAGGAGUUCAAGGAUUGGACAGCAACAUGAAAGCUACUGCAGCCACUCAACUCAAGGUCCUACAGGACCAGAUGGCAAGCUUGAUGGCACAAUUGACCGAUUAA
Molecule: messenger RNA, 711 nt
Organism: Cylindrotheca closterium
Lineage: Eukaryota; Bacillariophyta; Bacillariophyceae; Bacillariales; Bacillariaceae
Source: the annotation of a GenBank genome assembly